This is a messenger RNA of Osmerus eperlanus (European smelt), 3021 nucleotides long. It is a transcript of the gene snx11, whose product is annotated as sorting nexin 11. Gene Ontology annotation, molecular function: phosphatidylinositol phosphate binding. Bases 244 to 2037 code for a protein of 597 amino acids. The record is from RefSeq and is a predicted model, not a curated record. Gene Ontology annotation, cellular component: endosome. The transcript is spliced from 7 exons. Gene Ontology annotation, biological process: vesicle organization; intracellular protein transport. Lineage: Eukaryota; Metazoa; Chordata; Actinopteri; Osmeriformes; Osmeridae.
AUUGUGCUUACAUGACGAGGUAGUGCUUGAAACGUAUAAUUAAUUCAACUAGCUUAACUGGGUCCACAUCAGGGCUUAAUUGUUAUUAGUUGUCGUUAGCUGACUAGCUAUAGUAGCUAAGUACUCCGGGCGCCAACACUCCAGUCCUCCUCCAUAUUGGUUUCUACAGACAACAAAAGCUGCACCGACCAGGACAGUCCAAAAUGUGCCAAAUGUGUCCUGUGCAACGUGGGAAAUUAUAGGAUGAUUAGGAGUUACGAAGAAGAUUUUAUUGCGGUGCGGGUCCAAGACCCUCGCGUCCAGAAUCAAGGCUCUUGGAAUUCUUAUGUGGACUUCAAGAUAUUCCUCCAUACCAACAGCAAGGCCUUCACGGCCAAGACGUCUUGCGUGCGCAGGCGUUACAGCGAGUUUGUCUGGCUCAAAAAGAAGAUGCAGAAGAACUGUGGCUUGGUGCAGGUCCCAGACCUACCCAGCAAAUCCUAUUUCUCCUUCAUAAAUGAGGACUUCUUGGAGAAGAGGAGAAAAGGCUUGCAGUCCUUCCUGGACAAAGUGCUGCACAUGACAGUGUGCCUGUCAGACAGCCAGCUUCAUCUGUUCCUGCAGACCCAGCUGCCAAUAGGACACAUUCAGGACUGUGUGCAGGGCCACACUCCGUACACUGUGACUGAUGCCAUCCUCACCUAUGCAUCGUCCAAUCAAGGCUGGGCCCAGGAGGAGGAUGUGAUCCCAGAGAGGACGCCGACCCCUGUGCCUUACGAGUCCAUGGAGAGUCCUGCUCCUCACCUGCCUACCUUGCCCAGUGAAGUGCUCUCCAACCCUGUGUUGCUAACAUCCUCUGACCCCGAGGGCAUUCACACAGAGGAGUCCAUCAGUGAUCUCUAUGACACAGACACUGGGGAGUUACAGUGCACCUCACCUUCCUUAAUCGCCCUCCAGGAGGACAGCUGCCUGGAGUUCCACUGCCCAGUGGAGACCACCUCGGUUGGGGACCACCAGGUGGACUGUCGAUGGCAAACAUCUGUGGAGGUACACUGUUUAGAAGGUGCUGAGGAGGAGUGUCUGGUGAUUGUGGAGAAAGUGCUUAAGGGAGAACACUCCGAAGAGAGAAUUCCACACACACACAGUACCUGUGAGCCAAUCUGCCAUGAGGUGGAAUGUCCAGGGGAGACUCUUGAGACGGCAGUUGGAGAGCAAGCCAGCCAUGUGACGUUGACUCAGGUAGACGACACACUCCAGGACACCAGCUCAGGAGAAGACACCCACGAACCCGGGCAACAGGACGACGGCGAGGAACACCUUCACGAGACAGAUUCCCACACAGAGACCCAUCAUGAGGAAGACCACCACGUGGAGACUGCCUUAGAGGCCCAGACUGGUCAGGAGGCAACCCAAGAGAAGAACAUUGUAGAGGUAGAUGAUGAUGAGGCUGACUGCGACGAAGAGAUAGACCUCCAUAGGGAGAUGGACCUCGAUAGGCAGAGUCAAAGAAAGACAUCAUCUGAGGAAAGUAGUGUUGGGGAUAUGAUGAUUGGGGAUGCCAACCAUGUGGAGCUGAGCCUUGUGACAAAUGGGUUCCAGGAAACGGAACGUGAGGAUGAGCACCACAGCACAGACAGCACAGACGUGGCGCUUCGCAACACAGACGCUAGAGAGAAAGCUACUGACGAUCCCUCACAGCAGGACAGCUCUGAUGAAGCUAACAGUGUUCCGGACGAGAUUGUUUGUGUCAAGGCUAGAGAGGAGGAAGAAAUCUCCUAUAUGACCAACAGUUAUCUAGCUCAAACCCUGGAGCAGUUGCCCUUAGGGAUGGUUGAUGUUGUGGAGGAGACGCACACCUUGGAAGUCCAAGAGAAGAAUCAUCUUGAGUCAUCCGAUGACCAUUCCACAGAGGAGGUCAUUUUGUUGACUACGGAGCCAGAUAGUGAAGUCACAUUGAAAAGUCAUGAGAGGGAAGUGUAUGACUCUGCAGCUGAUGCUAACCUGACUGUGAACCAGGACAAAGAGCUCGAGCUAACUCUGCACACCCACUCAGACUGAACAAUGGACAGUCGCAUAGCUCUGCCAAAGACACCCUUACACUCUGCGUUUCAGAUUCUUGUUCUCCUAGGUCUUACCAAAAGCUCUCUAACCUCCACAACUGUGCAGCAUUGGGUCAUUGGGUGUGGGCAGGGCUAGUUUACAGAGGUUUGGCUUUUGUGUUUGUCAUUUUAAAACAGGGCUGUUCGACCCCAUUCCUAGAGAGGUACCUCCCUGUAGGUUUUCACUUCAUCCCCAGUUGUAACAAACAUGAUUCUGCUUUGCAGCCAGUUAAUUAUUAUAACACAAUGUACUGGAUUAGGGUUGGAAUGACAACCUACAGCUCUCCAGGAUCAGGGUUUGGUAGCCUGGUUUUAGAAGUAGCCUACUACUGCCUCGUCUAUUGAAACAACUGAGGAAGGGAGUCAAUUCAACACUACAGGUGGUUGUGCCUCAACAUGUAACCCAUAUCCUGUCCAAUGAUUUAUAGGGAAAGUGCCUGAAACUUGACUUUGGCAUCUAAGAACCUGGUGCAUGAUUGAGUACUGUGUUUGUUUGUGGAGUUUCAGAUGGAACAUCUACUGAAUGUUCCCCUCAUAGUUUGAGUCAAAAAGGGGCAUUCUGCCCAACAUUAGCUUUAUUAGCUUCUUGGCUUUGUCAUAAAUGAAGUGCUUAAGGACUCCUUUGUUUCCAUCAUGUUGACACAUGCCAAUGACCAGUUAAGCUAAAUGUGGCAUAGAUACUAACUAAUUGUGGAGGUUGACGUAUUGGUGUAAUAGCCAUGUCACAUUCCCAAAUCAAACCUAUGGACGUUUGGGCUUUUAGCCUCUUCAUACAUACACUGAGAAACACACACAAACAUCUCUGUGUUUGUGGGCUUAUUUGGAGUGGGCCGUAAAUCACAUUUUAUUUUGCUAUACUGCUGCCUGUUUAUUUAAUUUUUAUUUAAUGAUUUUGAAAGGGACCCGGAGUCUUUUUAUUUGUAAUUUUACCACAUAGAAUUUU